AUUUCUAAAACCCUAAAACCCCCUUUCCACAAAUCACAAUUUCUCCCCUCUCUCUCUCUCUCUCUCUCUCUCUCUCUCCAUUUUCUCUUCUUAAGCUCCAACAGUCUACUAUGGCGUCACAACUGCUUACUUAUAGCUCUUCUUCAAUGGAGAUUUUUUUCUCCUCUUUACUGGAUUCUCUCAACCUUGAAGUUGCUCUUCUUUCUCUUCAAUCUGUUGCCUUCUUACAGAGAAUAUUUCUCUUUUGUUUGACUGUUGAAUGUCUCACAGAUAACGAGCUUCUCCGGAACAAAUGGCUUUCUCUAUCCCAAAUACAUGAAGUAAAAAAAGCCGAUGAUGAGGCCAAGGAUGCUAGUGACUCAGAGAACGAUGAUGAGGAUGACGAUGAUGAAGAUGGUGAGGAUGAUGGUGAUGAUGAUGAUGAUGAAGACUUUUCUGGAGAUGAUGAGAGUGACGAUGAAGGAGAUCCAGAUGAAGAUACGGCCAAUGGUGGUGGUGGAAGCGAUGACGAUGAUGAUGAUGAGGAUGAUGAAGACAACGACGACGAUGAAGAUGAUGAUGAAGAGGAGGACGAAGAUGACGAUGAAGAUGAAAAACAACAACCACCUCAGAAAAAGAAGAAAUGAGAGUUGAGUUGUUAUAUUUACUCCUUCCCCUUUUUUUCCUUCCUCUUUUAGAUUUUAUCAUUGGUGGUGGGUCUUUGUUUCCUAUUUAGGAUUUUGGUUGAUAAAAUUAGUUUGUGUGGUUUGCAUUAGUGUUUUAACGUUAGUUUUAGAUGGGGAAGAACAUUCUUUGUUGUUUUUCAAUGAAUGAUCAAACUUCUUUGUUAGGCGUUAGUUCUUUAUUGCUUUUUUAAAUAUAGUGUUGGAUGAGAAAACAGAAAGGGUUAGGUGUGAAUCAAAUCCAGAACCUUUUUUGAAA
Molecule: messenger RNA, 921 nt
Organism: Amaranthus tricolor (Joseph's coat)
Lineage: Eukaryota; Viridiplantae; Streptophyta; Magnoliopsida; Caryophyllales; Amaranthaceae
Exons: 3
Coding region: 111-626 (171 amino acids)
Source: RefSeq, a predicted model, not a curated record